Leptonychotes weddellii (Weddell seal) is the source of this 2760-nucleotide messenger RNA. NCBI's taxonomy places the organism in Eukaryota, Metazoa, Chordata, Mammalia, Carnivora, Phocidae. The record is from RefSeq and is a predicted model, not a curated record.
GUGCUCUCGAACCGAUAACCUCAAAUUGAAAUAGUAUCCCUAUUCAUAAAUUUCUCAGCCUCUGUUUUACAAAGUUUAAUUUAUUUCCUUUUUGUUUGAUUUGAGUGCGUGAGAUGAAGAAUGAGGAUUUAUUUAUUUUUUUCCACUUUUUCUUUGCGUGGUAUUUCACUCAGCUUUCUGCUUUUGGCAUUUCACUGAUGGAAAGCCUCCUGGGUCUUCAUUUGCCUUAAUCUCCCAGCCUAGCUAUUUUUGUCUGUAAGAUGAAGUGAGAGUAAAGAGAAAUUAGUAAGGUGUUUUUUUUUGUCCCCCCAAAUAAUUUUCUUUCUUUCUUUCUUUUUUAAUUUCAGACAGCUGAUACUCAUUUUGGAACUCUAUAAUCCCAAUGAUGUUUAUGAUUACUUAAUGCAUAUUGCCUUAAAGUUGUGUGCAGAUAAAGUUUCUGAAGUUCGGUGGAUCUCCUUCAAACUAGUGGUGGCCAUUCUGCAGAAGUUCUACUCCCACAGUGAGCGCGCACUGGGGUUAAAUUUCAUCAGUGAGCUCAUCGUAAGGUUCCGGCACUGCGCUAAGUGGGUUGGAAGGCAAGCUUUCGCUUUCAUUUGUCAGGCGGUGGUGAACGAGGAGUGCAUCCCUGUGGACCAGUUUGUUGAACACUUGCUCCCCAGCCUUUUAAGCCUUGCCUCAGAUCCUGUGCCAAAUGUGAGGGUUCUGCUGGCCAAAGCUCUGCGUCAGACGCUGUUGGAAAAGGCGUACUUGAGAAAUGCCGGUAACCCUCAUCUUCAAGUCGUUGAAGAGACCGUCCUGGCUCUGCAGUCAGACCGGGACCCAGAUGUGUCCUUUUUUGCCACCCUGGAACCAAAGCGGCGGAGCACCGCAGACAGGCCUGUGCUGGCAGAACGGAAUUAGCCGCCCUGGGAUCCCGCGCGCCGCGGCCACGUUGUUGGUGGCCACAUACCUCUCACCCCCGCUUGUCAGGGGUCUGACUGUGCCACACCUUCUGAGGGAAGAAAGAUUUCUGAAACUUUGAGGGCGGGCACUCAAAUGACCCCUUUCCCAUCUGCCGCCCCAGGGACUGCACCUGGGACGGGCACCACCCUCUGCGCCCCUGCCUGCUGAUCGGGAUGCCCGCGACAAGGCUGUAGCCCCAGGUGGCUAGCUGGGCACGGGGGUCUCCAUAGCAUCAGAUCGCCUUCUCCAUGACAGACUGACUAUACUAUUUAAAGCCCCCUUCCUCCCAAAAUAAAGUAGUUUAUUAGGAGCUUUUAAGUCUUUAAGAGACUUGCAUAUUUGGCUUCCCUCAUGCUUUCCUGUAAAAUAUAGUUUAUGGUAUUACAUUUUAUUUUUAACUGAAAUAAUGUACAUAUGUAAAUAACUCCUGACAGGAAGAAAAUAUAUUAACGUAAUAUUAGCCUCCUAUCAGUGAACAGAACAAAUACAUCAUUUAAAUUUAUGCUCCACUUUGAAGUGCUGCAAAUAUAGCCCAAUUUGUUUACUUUUGAAAAAUGUGAUAGUUAAGGAAAUCUACUAAAGAAUGAUUUAUGGCAGUCUUUCUAAUGUUGUACUUUUGUAUAAACUGUACUUGGAACUUUUCCUCAGGCACUUGUCCCUCCCCUUCUUGCGGUGACUGUAUUCAUAAAGCUGUACUGGCCUUUGACAGAGGCAGAAAGUAGAAAGAUUUUUCAUUCUUACAUGGAUUUAUUAUCCUACGUUUAAGAAUGCAGGAGGGAAAUUGAUCAUUGAGAUGCACGGAUACUGACUUUAUAGCUAAUGCUUUAGAAUCUUUAACAGACUAGGAACCCACAGUUCUGAUCAGUCCAUAUACUUGUCAGGGAUUUGGGAGUUAAAUUAUGACACUCUUCAAUUUGACUUAAGUACACCGAAUUUAGAUUUCAUGCUUUUAAAAUUUAGACUAAGAUGCUCUAGAACUUAAACAGGGUUUUUGUGAAUAAUUUGAGAUUCUAUAAACGUUUCAUUAAGUUCUGUAUAACAUGUAGGCUCAUGUUAUUUUUCUUGCUUCUAUUUUUAAUCUUCUUGCAAGCAGGCAUAAAGGAAGGAAGGAGUGGCCCAUUUGGGGUUCAAGAGCUGGCCGCAAAGGGCAUGUUGCUAUUGCCAUUCUUUCCUUGGAUCUUUUUCUUGUCUGUCUUGUCUUUUCUUUCUCCCUUUUUUAAAAAUAAAAUUUUUGGAGCUAUAUAUUGAAUUUCCUGGUAUACAGGAUGUUGUCCCCCUCCCCCAAAUUCCACUGAGCUGAUUCUUUAAAAAGAAAGGAAGGAAUCUAUACUGUGCCAAAGAAAAUAAGGUACAUGUGUGAGAAUUUCAAAUUGUAACCCAGCGUAGCAUUUGGGCAACUCCAGCAGAGCGUGAGCUAAUAAAUUGUGGAGGCUACGUAUUAAGAGAAACAAAAAUCAAUCAGUCCAUUUUGUGUUCAAUACUUGCCUAAAGUAAAUAGAUGGAGACAUUGUUUUGCUUCAGUAACAAACAAUUUUUAAUUUUUUUAUUGUCUAGAAAUUGCGAUUGUCAUAUUGUUAAAAUCUGUUGACCUGGCAGCAAGUAGAAUUAUUCACCUGGAAUUUUGUAUUCUGUGCAGACCUUCACUUUCCAUUAAGGAAAAAAAAAAUAACCUCAGUCUGUGUUGUGAUGUGUAGAAUUUGCAUGCUGAAACAAAUGUGCUUGUAGAGACUCUGGUAAAAAAAUCCAACCUUAAAAAGUUCAGCUUAUACACUAAAAAUGGUCUAUAACUUAAUAUGAAUGCCUUUCCAGUGCAAA